AUGUCCCAGACUAAAGCAGACCUACACCACCACAGACCUGCACCACCGCAGACCUGCACCACCGCAGACCUGCACCACCGCAGACCUGCACCACCGCAGACCUACACCACCGCAGACCUGCACCACCGCAGACCUACACCACCGCAGACCUACACCACCGCAGACCUGCACCACCGCAGACCUGCACCACCGCAGACCUGCACCACCGCAGACCUGCACCACCACAGACCUGCAGCACCGCAGACCUACACCACCGCAGACCUGCACCACCGCAGACCUACACCACCGCAGACCUGCACCACCGCAGACCUGCAGCACCGCAGACCUACACCACCGCAGACCUGCACCACGACAGACCUGCAGCACCGCAGACCUACACCACCGCAGACCUGCACCACCGCAGACCUACACCACCGCAGACCUGCACCACCGCAGACCUGCACCACCGCAGACCUACACCACCGCAGACCUGCACCACCGCAGACCUGCACCACCGCAGACCUGCACCACCGCAGACCUACACCACCGCAGACCUGCACCACCGCAGACCUGCAGCACCGCAGACCUGCACCACCGCAGACCUGCACCACCGCAGACCUGCACCACCGCAGACCUACACCACCGCAGACCUGCACCACCGCAGACCUGCACCACCGCAGACCUGCACCACUGCAGACCUACACCACCGCAGACUUACACCACCGGCCUC
Procambarus clarkii (red swamp crayfish) is the source of this 709-nucleotide messenger RNA. The record is from RefSeq and is a predicted model, not a curated record. Lineage: Eukaryota; Metazoa; Arthropoda; Malacostraca; Decapoda; Cambaridae.